Nyctereutes procyonoides (raccoon dog) is the source of this 1850-nucleotide messenger RNA. RefSeq names its product retinoid isomerohydrolase RPE65 (gene RPE65). The record is from RefSeq and is a predicted model, not a curated record. The transcript has 14 exons. Gene Ontology annotation, biological process: retinal metabolic process; zeaxanthin biosynthetic process. Bases 1 to 1602 code for a protein of 533 amino acids. NCBI's taxonomy places the organism in Eukaryota, Metazoa, Chordata, Mammalia, Carnivora, Canidae. Gene Ontology annotation, molecular function: beta-carotene 15,15'-dioxygenase activity; retinol isomerase activity; all-trans-retinyl-ester hydrolase, 11-cis retinol forming activity.
AUGUCCAUCCAAGUGGAGCAUCCCGCCGGCGGUUACAAGAAGCUGUUUGAAACCGUGGAAGAGCUGUCGUCGCCGCUCACCGCCCAUGUGACAGGCAGGAUCCCACUCUGGCUCACGGGCAGUCUCCUCCGAUGCGGACCGGGGCUCUUCGAGGUUGGAUCUGAACCAUUUUACCACCUGUUUGACGGACAAGCCCUUCUGCACAAGUUCGACUUUAAAGAAGGACACGUCACCUAUCACAGAAGGUUCAUCCGCACCGAUGCUUACGUCCGGGCAAUGACCGAGAAAAGGAUCGUCAUAACGGAAUUUGGCACCUGUGCGUUCCCAGAUCCCUGCAAGAAUAUAUUUUCCAGGUUUUUUUCUUACUUCCGAGGAGUGGAGGUCACUGACAAUGCCCUUGUUAACGUCUACCCAGUAGGGGAAGAUUACUACGCCUGCACGGAGACCAACUUCAUUACAAAGAUUAAUCCUGAGACCCUGGAGACAAUUAAGCAGGUUGAUCUCUGCAACUACGUCUCUGUCAAUGGAGCCACCGCUCACCCCCAUAUUGAAAAUGAUGGGACUGUUUACAACAUUGGUAAUUGCUUUGGGAAAAAUUUCUCGAUUGCCUACAAUAUUGUAAAGAUCCCUCCACUCCAAGCAGACAAGGAAGAUCCAAUAAGCAAGUCCGAGGUCGUCGUACAAUUCCCCUGCAGCGACCGAUUCAAGCCAUCGUACGUGCAUAGUUUUGGUUUGACUCCCAACUAUAUUGUUUUUGUGGAGACGCCAGUCAAAAUUAACCUGCUCAAGUUCCUUUCUUCGUGGAGUCUUUGGGGAGCCAACUACAUGGAUUGUUUUGAGUCCAAUGAAACCAUGGGGGUUUGGCUUCACAUCGCUGACAAAAAAAGAAAAAAGUAUCUCAAUAAUAAAUACAGGACCUCUUCCUUUAAUCUCUUCCAUCAUAUCAAUACUUACGAAGACAAUGAGUUUCUGAUUGUGGAUCUCUGCUGCUGGAAAGGAUUUGAAUUCGUCUACAAUUACCUGUAUUUAGCCAAUUUACGUGAGAACUGGGAAGAGGUGAAAAAAAAUGCCAGGAAGGCUCCGCAGCCUGAAGUUAGGAGAUACGUGCUUCCCCUGAAUAUCGACAAGGCCGACACAGGCAAGAACCUAGUCACCCUCCCCAACACGACGGCCACUGCAACUCUGUGCAGCGACGAGACCAUCUGGCUGGAACCUGAGGUUCUCUUCUCAGGGCCUCGUCAAGCCUUUGAGUUUCCUCAAAUCAACUAUCAGAGGUAUGGCGGGAAGCCUUACACGUACGCGUACGGACUUGGCUUGAAUCACUUCGUUCCGGACAGGCUCUGCAAGCUGAACGUCAAGACUAAAGAAACCUGGGUAUGGCAAGAGCCCGAUUCAUACCCAUCAGAACCCAUCUUUGUUUCUCACCCAGAUGCCUUGGAAGAAGAUGACGGUGUAGUUCUGAGUGUGGUGGUGAGCCCUGGGGCAGGACAAAAGCCUGCUUAUCUUCUGAUUCUGAAUGCCAAGGAUUUGAGUGAAGUUGCCAGGGCUGAAGUGGAGAUUAACAUCCCCGUCACCUUUCAUGGACUGUUCAAAAAAUCCUAAGUACAUUCUAGCAAAUUAUAUUUCUAUUGACAGAGUCAAGAAAAAAUGAGGUCUGCAAUCAAAUUCUGUUCAGUUUUAGCCUGCUGUAUUACAUGGUUUUAACUUGCAGAUGCACACGAUUUUGCAAUAUUUUACAGAAAGCACAGAGGGGAGCAAGCAAUUCCUUCUAAAAAAAAAUGAGAUUUAGAUAAUCAUAGUUUCUCUGUGAUACAGGCAGACCAUAACUAAAAACUCUUUAUAUAUAUUUA